GUGAACAGCAGCCAUGAUAGAAGACAAAGGUCCAAGAGUUACAGACUACUUUGUUGUGGCAGGUCUCACAGAUACAUCUACUCUUUUGGAUCAAGAAAUAAAUCGUUUAGAUACUAAGUCAACUGGACCUAAGGCUCCAAUUACAGAUAUUGCUGUUAUUAACAAAUCAGCUGGGGAAACAGUACCUGAAGGCUACACCUGUGUUGAAGCCACUCCGUCAGCGCUCCAAGCAAACUUGAAUUAUGGAAGUCUGAAAAGCCCAGAAGUUUUCCUGUGUUACAAGAGAGGGAGAGAUAAACCACCCCUUACAGAUAUUGGAGUUUUAUAUGAUGGGAAAGAAAGGCUUAUUUCAGGAUGUGAAGUGAUCCUCGCCACUCCCUAUGGUCGCUGUGCCAAUGUCAACAACAGCUCUACUUCCUCACAGAGAAUCUUUAUCACUUACCGAAGGGCUCCUCCAGUUCGACCCCAGAACUCCUUGGCUGUAACUGAUAUUUGUGUCAUUAUAACCAGCAAAGGAGAAACCCCUCCUCAUACCUUCUGCAAAGUUGACAAAAAUCUUAAUUGUGGCAUGGUAAGAAGAAAAUUGUUUCAUUUUCAAAGGAAAAGUUGUCACUGUCUUUUUUCUCUAAAAGGUUUAAUAUUUAGGUAUCCAGAAGAUGACUAUGAGUCCUUCCCACUCCCUGAAUCUGUGCCUCUCUUCUGCCUUCCUAUGGGAGCCACUAUUGAAUGUUGGGAUCCCCAAACCAAACAUCCACUUCCAGUUUUUUCAACUUUUGUCCUGACGGGUUCUUCAGCUGAAAAGGUAUAUGGAGCUGCUAUCCAGUUUUACGAACCCUAUUCUCGGGAACUUCUAACAGAGAAACAGCUUAUGCAGCUGGGCCUAUUGACACCUGUGGAGAGAAAAAUGGUCAUCAAAUCUAUCAAUUCAAACAAAUGCAUUUGCUUAUUGUCACAUUGGCCUUUUUUUGAAGCUUUUAAAAAAUUUCUUAUGUUUAUCUACAAGCUCUCUGUGUCUGGACCACAUCCUCUUCCCAUUGAGAAGUACAUUUCACAUUUUAUGCAAAACAUCCCUUUUCCUUCAGCACAAAGACCAAGAAUACUUGUACAGCUGUCAGUUCAUGAUGCAUUAAUAUUAUCACAGCCUGUGUCUACACCUUUGCCACUAAGUGGAGCCAACUUUAGCACUUUGCUGAUGAACCUGGGUCCUGAGAACUGUGCAACACUGCUGCUCUUGGUUUUACUGGAGAAUAAGAUUCUGCUGCAUUCUCUUAGGCCAGCUGUCUUGACUGGGGUAGCUGAGGCUGUUGCUGCUAUGAUCUUUCCAUUUCAGUGGGAAUGCCCAUACAUUCCCCUUUGUCCUCUGUCACUGGCUGCAGUGCUUAGCGCACCCUUUCCAUUCAUAGUUGGAGUUGACUCAAGGUAUUUUGAUCUUCAUGACCCACCACAAGAUGUUGUUUGCAUUGACUUGGAUACAAACAUGUUGUAUGUGUCAGAUGAAAAGAAGAACAUGAACUGGAAGCAUCUUCCUAAAAAGCCAUGCAAAAAUCUACUUGGUACCUUAAAGAAAUUGUAUCCUCAGGUUUGUUCAGUUCACCAAAAAACUCAAGAAGGUUCAGCAAUUGAAAUGACUCCAAUUGAAGCAGAUUUCUCCUGGCAAAAGAAGACAACACAACUUGAGAUGGAAACUCAAGAGGCUUUUUUGCGAUUUAUGGCAUCUAUUUUAAAAGGGUAUAGAACAUAUCUCAGACCAAUUACAGAGGCUCCUUCAAAUAAAGCCACAGCUGUAGAUUCAUUGUUUGAUCGACAAGGAUUUUUAAAAAGCCGAGACCGUGCCUAUACAAAGUUCUAUACCCUUUUAUCCAAAACACAGAUUUUUAUUCGUUUUAUUGAAGAAUGUAGUUUUGUAAGUGAUAAAGAUACUGGAUUGGCAUUUUUUGAUGAUUGCAUAGAGAAGUUGUUUCCUGAUAAAGGCAUAGAGAAAACAGAUAAGGUUGAUUUGGAUUCAGCAGAAGAUACCAAAUUAAUAGAAUUAGAUGAUUCACAGAAAAGUGAGCACACUGUAUUUAUAAUGCCACCUGAGCCACCUCCUGACGAUGGAAAGGACCUGUCACCAAAGUACAGCCUUUCAAGUGAGAUAAAGUCAGCUCAUAAAUUGGCGAAGAGAUGUUACACAAAUCCACCACAAUGGGCCAAAUGUCUGUUUAGUCAUUGUUACAGUUUAUGGUUUAUUUGUCUCCCAGCCUAUGUUAGAGUUUCUCAUCCAAAGGUCAGAGCACUUCAACAGGCAUAUGAUGUACUUAUUAAGAUGAGGAAAACAGAUGUGGAUCCACUAGACGAGGUAUGCUAUCGAGUAGUAAUGCAGCUUUGUGGACUUUGGGGUCAUCCUGUUUUAGCAGUGAGAGUCUUAUUUGAAAUGAAAACUGCUAAAAUCAAGCCAAAUGCUAUUACUUAUGGUUAUUACAAUAAGGUAGUUUUGGAGAGCCAGUGGCCUAGUAGUACCCGCAGUGGUAUCUUUCUUUGGACAAAAGUACGGAAUGUGGUACAUGGCUUGGCACAAUUUAGGAAGCCACUUAAAAAGACUAUGCAAAUCUCACCAGUCUCCCCAAUAUCAGGUGGUCAGUCUGACCAAGGCUAUGGGUCUAAGGAUGAACUGAUAAAAGAUGAUACAGAAACUCAUGUGUCUGAAGAACAAGUGGCACAAGAGUUGAUCACUAAAACAAAGGUUCAGAUACAAGAGGUGUGUGAUGUGUCUGCUAUUGUAGCAAAUCAUUCACAACCUAGUCCAGAGACUCAGAGUCCUAUUGACCAUCCUGCCUGGGGCAGCAGUAUUGUGAAAGCUCCAUCUGGAAUAUUUGAUAUCAACAACAGGAAAGGUAGCACUGGUAGUACAUCAAAUUCAUUAUUUUCUACUCAAGAUCCUCUUGAAGAUACAGUAUUUGAAGUUUCUAAUUUCAAGAAGAAUGGUGACAAAGGAGAAAGAAGACAAAAGCAUUUUUCAGAGAGGAGUUGUAGUUUUAGUUCUGAAAGUCGAGCAGGAAUGUUACGUAAGAAGAGCAGUUUGGAUUUGAAUUCCAGUGAAAUGGCUAUCAUGAUGGGAGCAGAUGCCAAGAUUCUCACAGCAGCAUUGACGUGUCCUAAGACUUCUCCUCUUCAUGUUAAAAGAACCCAUAGCUUUGAAACUGCUAGUGGUCAUCUGGUUGACACCAGGACUCAUGUAUCUGAGAGCAGUUGGGAUUCUGAACGAAAAUCAUCUCCUGUGUUAGAGAUGCUUGAGGAAAGCCAAGAAUUCUUAGAGCCUGUCAUUGAUGAUAAUGUAGCUAAAACUAUGUCAUCAGUUACAUUUGAUAGUCUACAAAAUGAUACUAAUAGCAAUCAGUCCAGAGACUUGAAAGUGGGAUCCAAACAUCUAAUGAAUAAGAGAAGCAAUUCACAUGGAACUGUUAAAGCCAUUGAGAGGGAAGAUGUUGAAACUGGACUAGAUCCGUUGUCUCUUUUAGCUACUGAAUGUAUGGAAGAAAAAUCUCCUGAUUCUGAAGAAAAGAUGCUAUCUCCAGUUAUUUCAAGGAAUCUGGCUGAUGAAAUUGAAAGCUACAUGAACUUAAAAAGUCCCCUGGGGAGUAAAUCUUCUAGUAUGGAGUUGCGUGGAGAGGGAAACACUGGUAUUGCAGUUAGUCAUCCUUUAGAAAGGAGAUCAAGUCUACCUUUUGAUCAUGGUCCACCAGCACAGGAAAAUCCAGAAAGUGAAAUGAGCUCCUCGGUCGUGUCUGGGUCAAAAACUUUUACUGGGCGUCUUAAGCCACAAACUCCAUAUCGAACUCAUAAGGAUCGUUCAACAUCUUUAUCAGCAUUGGUACGGUCUUCACCACAUAGCCCACUGGGCUCUGUAGUAAAUUCAUUGUCAGGGCUUAAGCUGGAUAAUAUACUCUCAGGACCCAAGAUAGAUGUCCUAAAAUCUGGCAUGAAGCAAGCAGCAACAGUAGCCAGUAAGAUGUGGGUGGCUGUAGCAUCUGCCUACAGCUACUCAGAUGAUGAGGAAGAAACUACUAGAGAUUACAGCUUCCCAGCUGGCCUAGAAGACCAUAUUUUGGGGGAGAAUGUGUCAACUAACACAAGUAUUUCAGGGUUGGUUCCCAGUGAACUUAACCAGAGCAACACAAGUCUUGGAAGUAGCAGCAGCAGUGGAGAUGUUGGAAAAAUGCAUUACUCAACAGGUGAAGUUCCAUUUCCAAGAGGAAUAAGGAGGCAGGACUUUGAAAAAUCAGACCAUGGUUCAUCUCAAAACACCAGCAUGUCUAGCAUCUAUCAGAACUGUGCAAUGGAGGUUUUGAUGUCAAGUUGUUCACAAUGUAGAGCUUGUGAAGCAUUAGUUUAUGAUGAAGAAAUUAUGGCUGGGUGGACGGCAGAUGAUUCAAAUUUGAAUACAACCUGUCCGUUCUGUAAAAGCAACUUCUUGCCUUUUCUCAAUAUAGAAUUUAAAGACCUGAGAGGUUCUGCAAGUUUUUUCUUGAAACCAAGUACCUCUGGUGACAGUUUACAAAGUGGAGGCAUGCCAUUGGCCAGUGAGCCCUUGGAACACAAACCUGUAUGCAGUUCAGCAGAACCUGACUUGAUUAACUUCAUGGAUUUCCCGAAACAUAACCAGACAAUAUCGGAAGAAGCAAGCCAUACAGUUGACUCAAGUGGUGGAUUAAAGCAAGCCAGUGAAAAUGUCCAAACUAUGAAAAUUUCAUCUGUGCCUAAUAGUUCAUCAAAACGAAAUGUAUCUUUGACUCGAAGCCACAGUGUUGGAGGCCCUUUGCAAAAUAUUGACUUCUCCCAAAGACCUUAUCAUGGCAUUUCAACAGUCAGUCUCCCAAACAGUCUACAGGAAGUUGUGGACCCUUUAGGAAAAAAACCUAAUCCUCCCCCAGUUUCUGUGCCGUAUUUGAGUCCUCUGGUACUUCGUAAAGAACUUGAAUCUCUGUUAGAAAAUGAAGGUGAUCAGGUGAUUCACACAUCCUCUUUCAUCAAUCAACAUCCAAUCAUUUUCUGGAACCUUGUGUGGUAUUUCAGACGUUUAGACCUUCCUAGCAACUUGCCAGGACUUAUCCUCACAUCGGAACAUUGUAAUGAAGGUGUGCAGCUUCCUCUGUCAUCUUUGUCUCAAGAUAGCAAACUUGUAUAUAUUCAACUGUUAUGGGAUAACAUUAAUCUUCAUCAGGAACCAGAAGAACCUCUGUAUGUUUCUUGGAGGAAUUCUAAUUCUGAAAAGAAAUUGUCUCUUCUGUCAGAGGAACAACAAGCCACAAGCACUUUGGUAGAAGCUAUUAGGCAGAGUAUUCGGCAUAAUGAUGUGCUUAGGCCCAUCCGCCUGCUCUCCCAGCAAGUGAAACCAGACAUGAAAAGACAAAGGAGUUUAUACAGAGAAAUCCUUUUCUUAUCAUUAGUGUCUCUUGGAAGAGAAAAUAUUGAUAUUGAGGCUUUUGACAACGAAUAUGGACUUGCAUACAAUAGUCUGUCUUCAGAGAUUCUUAAAAAGUUACAGAGAAUUGAUGCCCCACCAAGUAUCAGCGCGGAGUGGUGCAGGAAGUGUUUUGGAGCGCCUCUCAUUUAAGUAAAUGAUUCAUUUGGCUUUCAACACAGUGCUAGGGGAACAGAUUGUGUCUGGAAACAUUAGAAGUGCUUUCCAAAUCCUAAGAAAUGGUGAAAAUUGAAAUGUCUCAAAUGGUAAUUCACACUGAAUCAUCUAAAAAUGCCAUUAACAUGUCCUUAGGUUUAUUGAUGUUGAAAAAGUUUCAACUCCUAAACUUUUCUCUGCUGCAAACUAUUUUUGGAUUUCACAAUAUUUGUAGUAGGAUAGUAAUAGCGAAAAGAAAAACCCCGUCAUCUGAAGCAUUUGUUAUAUUUGUUUAUAUUUUUGAAAGAUUUGGGGAAUGGCAAAUCAAACUUGCCUAACCUCAAAGGAAAUGAAAUAUUUCAAUUGUAAGAGCAACUAUUUGUGUGACUAUAUAUGUAGGGAAGUUGUGUAGUUAUGUGUAUAAGUGUAUAUUUAUUAAAAUACUUAAAUUGCAUGUUGCAAUAGUUUUCUGAAAGGGUUGUCUCAUUGCCUUUUAAAUGACUACUGCUAAACUAAUCUGUAGUCAUUAAUCCCUAAAUUACCUAAAAGUCAUGACAACUGCCUUCCUUGAUUUAAAAUUUUAAUAUAUAUAUAUAUAUAUAUAUCACCUUUUUAUUAUGAAUUAUUUUGCUUAAUGAAUUAUAUCUUGAAUAUCCAGGUACUUCCAUAUUCUUCCAAUACUGUGUUCAUUUGCAGUAGCCUUAAAAUUAACUUCAUAACAGUUAUUUGGAACAUGCCUAAAAUGCACAAGUGUAUAGUUUAUGUCCUGAAAUCUUUUCUUUUUCAGGCACAUAAAUCAGCCACUUUUUUUAAACCUGUGGGAUAAACUUGCACUGCAAACAUGUUUUAUUCUUGUACAAUAUUUAGAUUUAUAUGCUUUUGAGUAAAAAUGUGCAUUUGUAAAUACUUUUUUUAGGUUGAAUUAAGUCUUAAAACUAAAGCUCAUUGAGCUUGUUGCCAGUAGGUUUAAGAAAAUUAUGACCUCACAUGCCUUACUUUUGACAUUUAUCAUGCUUUUUGUUAAAAACAUCCAUUAUGAACAAUAUACGUUUGCCUUAACUCUACAUUUAAAACCCAACAGUUCGUAUGUGUGUGAAUUUACAAUAAUUAUGCAGGUGACUGAAUCAGUUGACACACAAAAUAAUUACCUCCAUCUGAUACACUUAACAGCACAAAUCCUACUAUAUGGUAUAACCUUUUUAAAAAUUAGUUAUUGUAUCAGUGUUUCAACAUUUGAAGUUUAAUCUGACCUAUGCAAAAUUCUAGUCUGAAUUUGUUAAAAUGCUAAAAAAAGAAUUUAUCAGAAGUUGUGUACAUCUUUAUUAACUUCAAGUUGGAUCUUUUGCACUGUCUCAGGAGUAUAUAUUUUUGCAAUUUAGAACACUUAUUGACCCAACACAUUUUGGAUUUAACUUGCAUAUAAAACUUGCAGCUGAAUAAAAUGAAAAAUAAUUUUAAAUUCA
This is a messenger RNA of Dipodomys ordii (Ord's kangaroo rat), 7059 nucleotides long. It is a transcript of the gene Dennd4c, whose product is annotated as DENN/MADD domain containing 4C. The transcript has 30 exons. Lineage: Eukaryota; Metazoa; Chordata; Mammalia; Rodentia; Heteromyidae. Gene Ontology annotation, cellular component: cytoplasmic vesicle. Gene Ontology annotation, molecular function: protein binding. The record is from RefSeq and is a predicted model, not a curated record. The coding region runs from base 14 to 5593 and encodes 1859 amino acids. Gene Ontology annotation, biological process: regulation of Rab protein signal transduction.